ACUUUUAUUUUUUUUAAAUUAACAGAAAUUCGUGUCAAUUGGCAAACCAUUGUUGUCGGUAGUUGAUGGGUACGAAGGCAUGGCAAACGAGGUUGCUGAUAUUGGUUUUCUGGUGGAGGCUAACGUGCGCCGUCUUCGUACCCUUUAGGGUUCCGUUCUGUCCCAAGGUCUCCGUUUCCGACGCGAUCUUUGAUUCCCGAGACUCCUAUUGUCCUAUUACCUUUGCUGAUGUUGAAUCUAUCGACUUCCUUGGCUUUACCGAGGGAGAUGAGGUUUCAUUGCAAAGGGCGCUUAAUAUGGUUUACAAGAACAGCCAUGAAUAUGUAGCUGUGCUUUUCUAUGCAUCUUGGUGCCCCUUUUCAAGGUCUUUUAGACCAAGCUUCAAUAUCCUUUCUUCUUCGUAUCCUUCUAUUCCUCAUUUUGAUAUAGAAGAGGCAGCUGUCAGGCCAAGCAUACUCUCAAAGUAUGGAGUUCACGGGUUUCCUACUCUUUUCCUUUUAAAUUCCACAAUGCGUGCACUUUAUCAUGGAAACCGUUCUCUGGAAUCUCUCAGUGCAUUCUAUGGUGAUGUCACUGGCAUUAAGAACUCUCUGGAUAAAAUAUCACUGGACAAAAUCAGACACUCAUCAAAUCAUGAGAAGCAUAAUAGCACUGAGCAGGAAAGCUGUCCAUUCCCGUGGGCAAGAUCUCUGGAGAAUUUACUUCGACAAGAGACAUAUUUGGCUCUGGCCACCACUUUUGUGCUUUUAAGAUUGCUUUACUUGUUGUAUCCAACUUUGCUUGUAACUGCACAGCUAUCUUGGGGACGGUUUAUCCGAAAUGUGAAAUUUGGGGCUUUGUUGGAACAUCCCGUGGCAUAUCUGAAACGAGUGAUUCAACUGAUUAAUUCCCUGAAGGAACCUUGCAAGAGAAGCAAUUUGCAAGGCGCAAUGAAUGCUAGAGCAUGGGCCUCUAAAUCCCUUGCAACUGUUUCAAUCGGCGAUGCCAACACAAGCAGUGCUGUGUCUACAACCGGAUGUCACUAACUCUUUUGCUGGUGUUAUAGGUAUAUUUGUUUCCUAUGCAAUGUUUGGCUACCAUCUCCGGGAAGCAGGAUCCCUUUUGUUUCACGAGUUCAUACACCAGAUUGAGUAUUAAUUUGAAUUAUGCUAUGUUAUAUUGACCAUGCACUAGUUAUUUAUCAUUUGUUGAUAUGAUCUAGAAUACAUGUUUACACAUAAAGCGGCACUGCAACUUGUGAAUAGGCUACUUCCAAGAACCGCAAUGAGUUCCACUGUUAAUGAAGCUGUUACUUGGCUUCUUUAAAGCAUGUUGCAACUUUUUGUUAAAUAAUAGUAGACCUGAAUUCCAUGUAA
This is a messenger RNA of Hibiscus syriacus, 1355 nucleotides long. RefSeq names its product 5'-adenylylsulfate reductase-like 4. The record is from RefSeq and is a predicted model, not a curated record. Lineage: Eukaryota; Viridiplantae; Streptophyta; Magnoliopsida; Malvales; Malvaceae. The transcript has 6 exons. Bases 66 to 1025 code for a protein of 319 amino acids.